Molecule: messenger RNA, 801 nt
Organism: Penicillium lagena
Lineage: Eukaryota; Fungi; Ascomycota; Eurotiomycetes; Eurotiales; Aspergillaceae
Product: 6-phosphogluconolactonase
Exons: 1
Coding region: 1-801 (266 amino acids)
Biological process (GO): carbohydrate metabolic process; pentose-phosphate shunt
Molecular function (GO): 6-phosphogluconolactonase activity
Source: RefSeq, a predicted model, not a curated record
AUGGCUUCACCACCCCCCAAGCUCUUCAGCUUCCCGGAUCACGAGGCACUGGCUCAGCAAUUGCGCGCCUAUGUCCUGCGCAGUCAGAACGCCGCCCUUGCCCGCCAUGACACCUUCCGCCUGGCUGUGUCCGGUGGCUCACUGCCCGCCACGCUGGCCAAAGCCCUGCUGGCCCCCAGCAAUGGAUCGCUGGAAGACACGCCGCAGUUCGCCAAAUGGGACAUCUUCUUCGCCGACGAGCGCGCCGUGCCCCUCGACCACCAAGACAGCAACUACCGCCUGCUGAAGGAGGAGCUGCUCAGCAAGAUCCCCGCCGAGCUGGGCACCCCGACCGUGCACACCAUCGACCCCAACCACGUCGAGGAUGACGACCCCCAGGAACUGGCCGACCUGUAUCAGGACGAGCUGAUGCGCUCCUUCGCCGCCAAGGACAGCGUCAAGCUGCCCGUCUUCGAUCUCAUCCUCCUCGGCUGCGGGCCCGACGGCCACACCUGCUCGCUCUUCCCCGGCCACGAGCUGCUGCGCGAGAAGGACGCCUGGGUUGCCGCGGAAAGCAACUCGCCCAAGCCCCCGCCCAAGCGCAUCACCCUCACCCUGCCCGUGGUGACCCACGCCCUCAACAUCGCCUUCGUGGCGACCGGUGCCGGCAAGAAGGAAAUCCUGAAGAAGAUCUUCGACUUGGAGGAGGGCCGCAGCAUUCCCUCGGCGCUGGUCAACGAGGGAGGUGGCGAGAAGGUCAGCUGGUUUACCGAUCACCCGGCGGUGGAUGGUGUUUCGUUCCCUCGUCGCGGGAGCCUGUGA